UUGACAUGCCGAGUCGCCAUCAAACGGAGGCACAGAGAUAAUCAGGCAAAGAUCGUUCUAUGCUACGUUGAUAUCACAUCUGCCUAUCAUCAAGGAAGCGUGCGAAAAAGACGAGGGCAGCUACUGUAUAAAAGACGCUGGACUUUUGCAUUUCGAAUUGCUGCUGCAGAGUUGCUCUCCAUCCCCAGCUAUUCUAAUUUGAACCUAAUUGCUCUCAAAAACUUAUACUUCUCGACAAUUAUAAAAAAAAACCCUUCUCACUCAACAACAACCAAGAUGCAGUUCAACAUCUACGCCCUGCUCUUCGCCGGCCUCACCGCGACCACCUUUGCCCUACCCCAGACCGAGAUUGGCAACAGCGGUUGCUACAUCCGCCCAGCUACGCAGGAUUCGUGCCUUCCUGAGUUCCCCAGGCAAUGCUCGGGCUCUAGCGGUACCAAUGUCUUCCCAUUCUGCUGCAAGGCCUCUGUCGAGUGGUGCUAA
Molecule: messenger RNA, 483 nt
Organism: Periconia digitata
Lineage: Eukaryota; Fungi; Ascomycota; Dothideomycetes; Pleosporales; Periconiaceae
Source: the annotation of a GenBank genome assembly